GUGCUGCCCUGGCGCUUUAUCGAAGCGGGAGCAGUCACAGUGAGCAAUGAGUACCCGGAGGAUGAUACUCCUGCGGAGGCUCAAUACCUUGCUGUCUCCAACCGUUUUGGCUUCACAGCAAUCUACACUUGGAAAUCACACCUCUUGUUCGCCAAGACAAACCGCCUUGUCGACUUGGCCAAGGCCAAGGCCAACCUGUUGGAGGGCGCCGCCGCUGAGGUCGUACAAGCUCCCGUGAAGGGAUUCGUGAAGGGCCUCUAUCUCUCCAGCGACGAGCUUGUACUGGCCUUGGCGAAGCGGCGAUCCGUACUCUUCUUUUCUGCCAAGGCACUAGAGCAAAAGAAUCCGGCACCACUCGGCAAGGUGCGCAUCUGUGCCUCCAAGGACGAGACGGUAGCCCAACUCUCGUGGCAUCCGAUCAUCCCCAAUCUGCUCCUUGCGCUCAACUCCAAGGGCAAAGUGACCCUCGUCGACUCGGCAACCCAGCGAUCAUUUGAUUGGGGCGCUGGGCUGCCGGGUCAGAUCGUGUCCCUCACCUGGUCGAUCUCGGGCAAGGCGGUCAUAUGCGGCACCAAGGGCGGUGAUGUGCUGUGGGCCAGCAAAGAUGGGCAGCUCCGUGGGAAGUUCCCCAAGCCGGAAUCCGCCUUCUCCGGAGAAGAAUGCGAAGCGCAUCAGGUGCUGAACAUCAGCGCUCGGACGAUCGGCGUAGCUUAUCGCCCCGUUGAAAACCCUGGCGACAGCAUGUUCUAUUACAUGGAGCUGCCUAAGGAGGCGUCGGAGCAAGCCAAGGUGACCCAAUUGAGCUACCUCGGCAUGGGCAAUCCGCAGCGCACAAGCUUCUACCACUUCGGAAAGGUCAAGGACUGGGGCCUGCUGAUGGUAGGCGGCAGCAAUUUUGCCGAGAUCGAGGUGCUCAGCACCGAGAACUCCGCGAGCACCGACGAGCCAUUGGAUCCCCUGUCCCUGAACGACUCGUUCCGCGCGCAGGUGCCCAUGAGAGCCGAGGGUGAUAACCACUUGAUCGGUAUGGUCUUUGACUUCACCAAGCCCGAUCCGAUGCCCGACCCAACGAACGCGGACCGGACACCCUUUGCGCCUUCUCCCGUCCUUUUCCUUCUCAUUGACGAGGGCAAACUCCUGGCAUACGUGUUUGUGAAGACGGACCUCCCCAAGGACGAGAACCUCAAGCUGCCCUUCAUGAUACAGCCCGUUCCCAUUCCUGCCACACAGACCGUUCCCCCUCUGACCGCGAAGCCCGAGCUCGUCCCGUCCGUGGCACUCACGGCGGUUCCGGCCGAGACGAACGCCGGCGCCGCCUUCACCUUCGGCGCUCCGACGCCUGCCCUGCAGGGGAAGAAGCCUGAGGACACAGCGACUAAACCAGCUGCUGCGCCCGCCUUCUCCUUUGGCGCGCCGUCGGCGACCGCGGCGCCGUUAUCAGGUGCUGGCGCUCCCCCGUUCACGCUCGGACUCCCCAAGCCGGCCGCCGAUGCGGCCAAGCCCGCGCCCGUCGGACUCCCCAAGCCGACCCCCACCGCAGCGACGGCUCCUCCGCUAUUCCCCGCGCUCGGUGCCGCGACAGCUGCGCCGCCUUUCUCGUCGUUCCCGUCGGCUGCUGCCGUCCAGCCCGCAAAGCCCAAGCCGCAGGAGGCACCCACGUUUAUCCUUCCCUCGCCUAUUACGGAGCCCAGACUGCCCGCAGCCCAACCCACGAAACCGACCGCCGUCCAGCCUUCUGUCGCUACUGCGCCGACAUCCCGCGCAGCAGUGGCUGCUGCGGCGGCCGGCGCUGGACCCAAGCUCGCAACACCCGCCCCCGCCGUUGCUGCUGCGCCAAAGCCGCGUGAGCCUGUGCCGCGCCGACCUGUCGUCGGCGAGGGAGGCGAUGCACGAGAUCUUCAGAAUCAGUUCAUCGAGCACAUCGCCAGCUUCGAGCAGGUGCUCGACGAGGUGCGCGCUGCGGAGAAGGAGACUGCGAAGCUGAUGCACAAGAUCGAGAAUGGCCCCGCAACGCCAGGCGAGUUCACCCAGGCCGGGCUUGUGCACCUGCGCAACUUGACGGAUCAAUUGGUCGAUGACCUCAACGCAAUCACUGAGCAAAACUUGCAGCAGCAGCGCACGCGGAAGGAGGUUCACGACGACUACAUGGAAGCUAUGGGCCUGUACACCGAUGCCGACAGUCUCUUCCAUGCCAAGACCGACAGGCAGUACCAGCUGCUGCUCAACAAUCGCAAGCUGGACUCCGAGUCGGCGGCAAUGCGGAAGAACAUCCACAAGCUGUACGCCGACGUGGAGACCAAGAUCGCCGAGGUCGAGACCCACUUGCAGCGCAUGUGGGACGUGCAGAGGAGGAAGGAGAAGAAGGGUAUGCGCGUGCCGGUGGGCGACACUCUGUAUCGGACGCUGAAGAGCUACGAGGAAAUAGCGCAGACGCAGGCGGUCAAGCUGCAGGACAUGAUCGAGGAUUUCGAGAAUCUGAAGAUACAGAACGAUCGGCUCUCCGUGUUGGACAGAGAGCGGAAUGGCGAAGAAGAGGAAGGCGCCCCGCGCCGCCUGGGCGCCGAGCUGCCAGCCACGCCCAGCGGCAAGGUCUACAACCAACGCAUGAAGGAGCUGAAGAAGAUCAUCACCCAACGCGUGCGCAACACCCCGCGGCGAAGCCCCGUCGGCAAGACCCCGGCAGCAGCCACCGGUGGCAGGCCUGGCACGCAGCCAGGAGCCAGGUCUGCUGCGGUCACACCGAGCACUCCCUCGUUCUCGUCGGCGAGCGCCGCGCCGGUUCGCACGGCGACCGACAAGCCCGCGCCUCCCCUGCUGUUUGGCGGUGAGAAGCCGGCGGCGGCGGCCAAGCCCGCUGCUGCCGGGCGCUGGGAUCAGGGUCCGGCCACCACGUCAUCAUCGCAGCUCGCCACCCCGUCGUCGGCCCUCUCCUUCGGCGGGCCGGCUGCAGCGUUCGGCAGCGGAGGCUCGACGCCGUCGUCCUUCUCCUUCGGCACAUCGCUGACCUCGGCCGCUGGCAGCGAGAAGCCCAAAGCUGUGGGCACGACCUCUGCGACGACUGCAGCAGCAGCCGACAAGGGCGCGGCGGCGGCCGGUGGGUUCGGUGGUGGCUCGUUCUCGCUGCCGUCGUUCAACGUGCCGGAGACGAAGCCCAUCUCGGUCUCCUCGCCCACCUCUCCGCAGCAGCGGCUCGUCCCGGUCAACCUGGCGUCGGCCUACUCGCGGUCGGACAGCGACGAAGAGGACGAAGGUGAAGAAGGUGAGUACGACGAUGAAGAGGAGGAAGAUGAGGAAACCGAUGAGGGCGAGUACCCCGACGAAAGCGAGGAUGAGUACCCGGACCUCGCCCGCGGCUCUGGCCAGAAACCGGCCCCGACUUUCGCAGCGACUGCUCCCGCCAAACCGAAGGAAGCAACCACCCAGCCCAGCGGUGCAAGCUCGCUGUUUGAUUUCAAGCCGUUGCCCAACCCACUGGCAUCGGUGGCCGGAGACGUGCGGCCUCCCGGCGAGUUCUCGUUCGGCCCCUCCGUGGCGCCCAUCACCUCGUCGGCCGCCAAAAAGGGCGACACCACCACCACCGCCGCAGCCGUCGCAACCGAUGCCACCAAGCCCAGUGGCGCGACACUCGGCGCCACCUCCUCCGCUGCCACACCCAAGCAGCUUGGCAAGUCGCCCGUGGCCAAGUCACUCUUUGGCAGCACCGAUGACGCACCCGUAAGCUUCAGCUUCGCCGGCUCGGGUGCUGCCUCCUCGGCUGCGCCGCUCUCCACCGCUGCCGCACCGCUAUCGUCGACUACGCCUGCCUCGUCGUCGUCUGCGCCCUUCGGCUCUUUCUCUCUGCCGAAGCCCGACGCAGCCGCUCCUUCGAGUGCGAGCGCUCCCGCUUUCUCGUUCGCCUCCACGUCGGCCGCCACUGCGCCGGCCACACCCGCAGCCACGACGCCCGCACCUGCUGCCGCCGCAGCCGCAGCCGCUCCUUCGAGUGCGAGCGCCCCAGCUUUCUCGUUCGCCACCACGCCGGCCACUACAACGACGCCGGCACCAGCCGCCGCCGCUGCAGCUUCUGCGCCCGCGGCGGGCAGUUCGACUGCCGCUCCCGCACCGUUCAGCUUGUUCUCCUUCGGCGGCGGCAUCACCGACAAGCCGGCGCCCACGACCGCGACGCCGGCUGCCGCCGCCAGUUCUACGUCGGCCUUUGGUUCGUUCUCGUUCUCGUCGACGCCCGCGGCGGCCACUCCUGCCGCCACCGCUGCUGGCGCUGCUCCCGUGGCGGCCGCUCCAGCUGCGGCGGCGGCGGCCCCGACCGGAGCCUCGCCCUUCGGAUCCUUCUCGUUCAGUUCCACGCCAGCCGCUCCAGCGUCGGGCGCUGCUGCUCCGUUCGGUGCGGCUGCCGCGCCCGCUGCGACAGGCGGCAUGUUUGGCGGCCUGUCAUUGGGCACCAGCCAGCCUUCGUCGACGCCCGCGGCCAAUCCCUUCGGCUCGGGUCUCUCGACCACCACGCCCGGAGCCUCGGCCACCACCAGCGCCGCUCCCGGCCUCUUUGGCGCCUCCACGCCGAGCGCCUCCUCGCCCUUCGGCGCCUUUGGCGCGUCUGCAGCGACUCCCGCGAGCGGCGGCGCCUCCGGUGGUGGUGGCAUGAGCCUCUUCGGGGCCACGUCGAGCCUGCCCACGCUGGCUUCGGGCACGGCUCCCGCCUUUGGCAGCACCUCAUUCGGAACGCCUGGCGCCGGCGCCGCGGGAGCCUCCCCUUUCAGCAGCGGCGCCUCGACAACCGCAGCUCCGGCCUUUGGUGCGACCAGCUUCGGCUCGACGCCGAGCACCCCGGCCUUCGGUCAGCCGGCAUUCGGCGCGCCGAGCCCGCUCAGCGGCGCCACUGGCGGCGGCUUCGGCACUCCGGCAUUUGGUGCGACCAGCUUCGGCUCGGCGUCGGCCGCUCCCGCAGCCGGCGGCGCCGGACAGCGCACCUUUGGCAGCGGAUUCGGCGGUGCGGCCGGCGGCGGUGGCGGCGGCUUCGGAAGUCUCGCCGGGACGGGUGGAGGCUUCGGUGCUGCGGCUGGCGGUGGCGGAUUCGGUGGCGGCGGUGGUGGCUUUGCCAGCCUCGUGCCUUCGGCGGGCGCGUCACCCUUUGGCUCAGCCCCUUCUGGUGGCGACGUCUGGGGCGCCAUACGCAAGUGA
Acanthamoeba castellanii str. Neff is the source of this 5175-nucleotide messenger RNA. RefSeq lists its product as uncharacterized. The transcript has 21 exons. Lineage: Eukaryota; Discosea; Longamoebia; Acanthamoebidae. The record is from RefSeq and is a predicted model, not a curated record. Gene Ontology annotation, molecular function: protein binding. The annotation marks the transcript as partial.